AUGUGCGUCGAGCGGGUCACACCCUGCCCAAGGCCCCUCCUCCCCUUUCUGCUUUGUCGCCUGAGCUCUCCCCGUCCGCGCAAUUCGAGCAAAGAAAUGGGGUCCGUGAGCCUUGCAUCCUGGGCUGACGGUUUCAGCAUCUGGCAUGACCCAGUGCACGGCCUCCUGACGGGCAGUCCUCGUGGGCCGCGAUGGCGGUGGAGGGAGCUUACUCGAGGAUGCUGGGGACGGUGUGGCGAAUGGAGGGCUCCACGGCGAGUCACACCAGAUGGCAGCUGCCCAUGCCAGGCUGGAACCCGACCGAGAGAGGUCGACCCCGCCGGCCCGAGAAGACGAAGAACAGUCUGGAUUUUCGGGAUGGCGCUGCCCGGCGGCGGUGGAGACGCUCCAAGCUUAGAGGAUCCAUCGCGCGUUUAG
Rasamsonia emersonii CBS 393.64 is the source of this 417-nucleotide messenger RNA. RefSeq lists its product as uncharacterized. The coding region runs from base 1 to 417 and encodes 138 amino acids. The record is from RefSeq and is a predicted model, not a curated record. The transcript is spliced from 2 exons. NCBI's taxonomy places the organism in Eukaryota, Fungi, Ascomycota, Eurotiomycetes, Eurotiales, Trichocomaceae.